This is a messenger RNA of Gekko japonicus, 3092 nucleotides long. RefSeq names its product unc-51 like kinase 4 (gene ULK4). Gene Ontology annotation, molecular function: ATP binding; protein kinase activity. The record is from RefSeq and is a predicted model, not a curated record. The annotation marks the transcript as partial. Gene Ontology annotation, biological process: protein phosphorylation. The transcript is spliced from 29 exons. Lineage: Eukaryota; Metazoa; Chordata; Lepidosauria; Squamata; Gekkonidae.
AUGGAAAACUUUAUUUUGUAUGAAGAGAUUGGAAGAGGAAGCAAAACAGUCGUUUAUAAAGGCAGAAGAAAAGGAACGAUUAAUUUUGUGGCUAUUUUGUGCACUGAUAAAUGCAAAAGAGCUGAAAUAACAAACUGGGUGCGUCUUACCCAUGAAAUCAGACACAAGAACAUAGUAACAUUUCACGAAUGGUAUGAAACGAGCAACCAUCUCUGGCUUGUGGUAGAAUUAUGCACAGGUGGGUCACUGGAAAUGGUAAUCGCUCAAGAUGAGCAUCUACCUGAGGCUGUUGUACGAGAGUUUGGUAUUGAUUUGGUUACUGGACUCCAUCAUGUUCAUGACCUUGGAAUUCUUUUCUGUGAUCUUACACCUGGAAAGAUUCUUCUGGAAGGACCUGGAACUCUGAAAUUCAGUAACUUCUGCCUGGCUAAAGCAGAAGGUGAAAACUUAGAAGAAUUUUUUGCUUUAAUAGGAACAGAGGAGGGAGUAGGUGACAGUGGUGAAAACACAGGACAAAGAAAUCAGAAAAACAAACUUAAAGGUUCUCCAGUAUACAUUGCUCCAGAAGUGAUAAAAGGAGCUGACUUCUCUAUAGCCAGUGAUCUGUGGUCAUUGGGCUGUUUGCUGUAUGAAAUGUUCUCAGGGAAACCUCCGUUUGUCUCAGAAAACCUCACUGAAUUAUCAGAAAAGAUUGCGCAUGAAGAUCCUUUUCCACUUAGACAAGAAGGACCUGUCCCGCUAAAACCAUCUCCAGACUUUGUUAGCUUGCUUGAGUCCUUGCUUCAAAAGGAUCCACUAAAGAGGUUGACUUGGGUAGAAUUAUUACAACAUCCUUUCUGGAAAGGUGCCUUUAUGCCGACUCCCAGUGAAUCCGUGUCCAGCCAAGACUCAAGCUUCAGUUUGAAUAGUGCUGGAAAUGCCGAGCUCUUUGUAUCUGGAAAGUCUAACGAUCAAUCAGAGAGUAAAAAAAACGCAGACAUCAUUAUGUGUCCAGAAGCAGAAAAUAAACAAUUGAACAAAUCUUUCAAGCUGGAAAAUCCAGAAGAAUUACGUCCAAAAAAUGCAGCUGAUGGUGAAUCAAAUGAGUCUAUAUUUCUUCUCAGUUCUCGCCCCACUCCAAGAACUAGCACUACACUAGAAAUGAGCGGCACGACUACUGGUCUGACUCCAAAUUCAGCACACCAAACACUGCCUCCUUCAGUAAAGGUUAAAAACACAUACUGCAGUCAGCAGGAUAUAGAGUUCAAAAUGAAGGAACUUAUCUACACGGAGUCUGACCUUAGUGUAACUCCGAUUAUUGACAACCCAAAGAUAGUAAAACAAGCACCAGUGAGAUUUGACUUGAAAAAUUUACAUAUACCAGCCCAUUCAGCUGAGAAGCUCUUGCUGCUAAAAGAAGCAGAGUGGAAUGACUUCCUGCAGCAGCUGUGUCAGCUGAUUGACUCCCCAGAGAAGACCACAGGAACAGCCCGAGCUAAACUGAAUUUACUUUGCUACCUCUGCACUGUUGUUGGCAAUAAGGAAGUAGCAACUAAGUUAAUCAAGACACAGCUGUUCACAGUGCUAAUACAGCAGUUGCGGAUAGCUCCAAACUGGGAUAUACGUGCCAAAGCAGCCCGUGUGAUUGGUUUACUGGCAUCACAUACAUCUGAACUUAAAGAAAAUGUUCCAGUUAUAGAGGCUGUCACUCUGUUAACUGAACUGAUCAGAGAAAACUUCAGGAAUAGUAAACUAAAACAGUGCCUUUUACCAAGCCUUGGAGAAUUACUUUAUCUUGUGGCCAGCCAGGAAGGGAAAAAAGAACACCCCAGAGAGAGCUGGGUCCUUCCUUCAGCUGCUUACACUGUACUAAUGAGAUGCCUUCGGGAAGGGGAAGAACGUGUUGUGAAUCACAUGGCUGCAAAAAUAGUUGAAAAUGUCUGCUCCACUCUUUCUUGCCAUGCUCAGGGAUUUAUUACUGGAGAAAUUGGACCAGUAUUGUGGUAUCUUUUUAAACAUUCAACCAUAGAUUCUUUAAGGAUAACUGCUAUUUCGGCACUAUGCAAAAUUACUCGUCACUCACCUAGUGCUUUCCAGAGUGUGAUUGAAAAAGUGGGAUUAACAGCUGUGAUAAAUUCACUGGCAACUGGAAUAUGUAAAGUUCAACAGUAUAUGAUGACUAUGUUCUCUUCUAUGUUGUCUUGCGGGAUCCAUUUGCAGAGACUGGUUCAAGAAAAGGACUUUGUAAUUACAGUUAUUCGACUGUUUGAAAGUCCUUCGGCUUCCAUUCGAGCAAAAGCCUUUUUGGUCCUGUUACAAGUUAUAAUUAAUAACAGGGAGAUGCUGCUUCUGAGCUGCCAAGCAAGACUGGUGAUGUACAUUGAAAGAGACAGCAGAAAGGCCACGCCAGGAAAAGAACAGCAAAGCAGCAAUGAAUACCUGUCAAAAUGCCUGGAUCUUCUUAUCUAUCACAUUGUGCAGGAGCUACCACAGAUUCUAGAUGACAUGCUUGCCGCUUUAGCCAAUGUAUCAGGACGUAAGCAUCCAUCAACAGUUCAAGCAAAACAAUUGAAGGGUUGCCUUCCAAUGAUAUCUGUAGUACUUCAUCUCGUAACAUCUCAGGUGUUUCGCCCCCAAGUUGUAACUGAUGAGUUUCUUUGCAACUAUGGAACUUUCCUGAAUUUUGUCAGAUCAAUAGAUUCAGGAGAAACUAACUUACGUGGAGCAAUUGGACAAACAGCUUCAGAAGAACUGAUCAAGUCUGCCUUAUCAACACUUGAGGCAAUAAUACAGCAUCCAUCCUUGUUGAUGCUUUACUGUUCAACAGUUAUGGAUUACAUCCUUCCACCCUUAGUUUCUUUGGUCUCCAGUCAAAAUGUGGAAUGGAGACUCUUCAGCUUGCGGUUGCUCUCAGAAACCACAUCACUGCUUGUGAGCCACGAGGUCAUGGCUGAAGAGAAAGAGAACCUUAACUCAAACAACAAGCUUCUGUCUCUUAUUAGAGACUCGUUGCUGCCUCAAUUUGAACAAAUUCUAAUGGCUCCUGACCCAGUACCAGCUUAUGCUCUGAAGCUGUUAGUUGCCCUGACUGAAUACAGCCCAGUUGUGACAAG